This is a messenger RNA of Vigna radiata var. radiata (mung bean), 1739 nucleotides long. RefSeq names its product protein PHOSPHATE STARVATION RESPONSE 1. The transcript is spliced from 6 exons. Gene Ontology annotation, molecular function: DNA-binding transcription factor activity; DNA binding. Lineage: Eukaryota; Viridiplantae; Streptophyta; Magnoliopsida; Fabales; Fabaceae. The record is from RefSeq and is a predicted model, not a curated record. The coding region runs from base 734 to 1675 and encodes 313 amino acids.
UGACGACGUUGGCGUAUGUAGCAGUGGUCAUAUUCUAAUGAGUAAGUCUUUGUAGAGAGAGAGAGAGAGAAAAGUGGUGAGAGAGAGAGAGAGAGAGAGAAGCAAAGGUCAAAGCGAGGCAGUUGAGUAAUUGUAACACCGUUGAUAGUACCCAUUAUAUUGGCAAUUGCAUAGGUGUAAUGAUUUCGUGGAAGGUCAGUGCAAACAAGAUCAGAAGCCUCCUCGUGAUUUUUAUCUGAGAAAAAGUGUUUUGAGUUUUCUGCUUUUUGGGGAUUUCAGUUUUGAGUUUGUAGUAGUUUCUGUUCCCUUUAUUUAUUUUUUAGUUUAUCUGAUUGCUCCAUGGCAACUUAAAAGGUACAGCAACCACCGUAUAUAUCAGGUAUUAUCAGUGUAUGUGUGUGUGACUCCUAAGGAAUUUGCAGACCUCUUACACAUGUCUUCUUCGUCUUUUCAUUUUCUCUCGUGAUAUUCCUCCUCUCUCUCUCUCUUUUGCCCCCUCUGCUUUCUGUUUGCGUGGGGAGCAAAAAGCUCAUUCUUUUUUCUCUCUCUCUCUCUCUCUGAUAUAUAAGACUGAGAGGUCCAAACAAACUAAACUUCUUGUGGGCAAGACGUAACCUUUUGGUGUUGAGGAAGAAACACAACAAAGUGAAGAAAGUGAAGGUCUUUUUUACUCAACCAAGGGUUUCGAUAGAUAUAUAUAUAUCUAUCUGCUUUACAUAAGAUCAAACUGAACAUGGGUAGUUGUGGAAGAGAAGGAGCUGUAAGGCAAUAUAUAAGGUCAAAGGUUCCUCGUUUAAGGUGGACUCCCGAGCUGCACCGUUGCUUUGUUCACGCCAUUGAUAGCCUUGGAGGUCAUCAAAAGGCUACUCCUAAGCUUGUUCUUCAGUUGAUGGAUGUUAAAGGGCUCACAAUUUCACACGUCAAGAGUCAUCUUCAGAUGUACAGAAGCAUGAGGGGCGACUUGGGGAGACAAGGUAGGACACAGUCCCAACAUAGGAACCAAUCUUUUGAGGAGCACGAUGAUGGGUGUGUUGAUGAAGUGAAUGAUGUUUGCGUUGAGUACUCAUGUUCGAAAGCCAUGGGAAUAGAAUCUGAUUCCUUCUUCGGCCACAGCAAUCUCCCUCCGAAAAGAGCAAGAAUCGAGACGAGGAGUUCCAUCUCAGAGAGUCUGCAAUGCAGCCAAAGAUUAUGUGAUGCAGUUCCAAAUCCGUACUGUUUUUAUGAUUAUCUGCAGAAGCCCAUGGCUGAGCACAAGGGAAUAAAGGAGUUCUGUAAGGCUUCAACAUGGCAGACACAACCCCAUUCCUCUCUGUUACUACCACAUUUUCCCACCCUCACUUCAUUCCAAUCUCCUAACAACCAACAAUCAGAUUUCCUCCAGGUGACAACAUUAAAUGAAGGAAAGAGCAGUGGAAAAGGAGUUAAUGUAGAUGUGAACACUGAGACAGGUGAGGCAGAAGUUGAGGAUGUAGGAGGGUAUGAAUUGUCAUUGUCUCUUACAUUGCCAAAUCCUUCACCUCAGAGAAGUAAUUGUUCAUGUUCAGGCAGUGAGAUCAGUGAGACAAUCUCAUCAUGCCCUGCUGCAGGUUUUAGCAACUACAAGGACUGCUCUACUUCAUCCAAUCUAAAUGAAACAAUUAAUUUAGACCUUUCUUUAGCCCUAUCUGGCAAUUGAUUUCAUCCACUAUUGUAAAAUCAAUCUAUUAUACCCAUAAUCUACUCUCUACUUCUUUUUCUUU